Pseudocercospora fijiensis CIRAD86 is the source of this 947-nucleotide messenger RNA. RefSeq lists its product as uncharacterized. NCBI's taxonomy places the organism in Eukaryota, Fungi, Ascomycota, Dothideomycetes, Mycosphaerellales, Mycosphaerellaceae. The coding region runs from base 209 to 526 and encodes 105 amino acids. The record is from RefSeq and is a predicted model, not a curated record. The transcript is spliced from 4 exons.
AGCAUACGUUAAAACAUAAUCGUUCCGAACGCCGAGUACGUGCAGCGCUUGAAACCAGACCCUGAGUUUCAGCUCCAGCCCAGCCACAGCCACGCAUCAGCUGCUUUGCGCAUGCGCGACUCCUCCUCCUUAUGCACUCUCUUCCUCACUAAAACACCCCCCCUUCACACCAACCACCCACCCACCACCUUGCGCUGCGCCCACCACCAUGGCAAAAGCAACCAGCCUCUUCCCCCUCAUAAUCCUCUUCGGAGUCCUCGGAAUCCUAGCCUUCCUCGGCUACCAAAUCUACCUGUGGAGCAACGAACUCGCAGACCGCGGGUCAAAACACAUGGAGAAAAAACACAUGUCUUUCACCAAAGAUGGGGGGUUGCGGGUUAGUGUGAAAGAACAAGGAGAUGAGAAGUUGGGGGAUAAGACGCAGAAUGUGAUUGUGAAUGCGUGGAACAAUGCCGAACUCCCGAAUUAUAAGAGUAGACUUGGGUGGAAUAGUACGCAGGGUGGACGAAAAACUGGUGAGCAGUGAUUGUUAUACUGGGUUCGUUUGCUGCGGGUAUGAUGACUGCGACUGCGAUACCGGCUGAGAAUCGAGAGGGCGCCUGGAGCUUGGUCGUAGGAAGAACAAGAUGAGACAUGAAGGAUAUGGAUAUUUGCUUAGUAGCGGAAUUGCACGUGGACGACGAAGACGACAACGGACGACACGGUUGGCUACAGCCACAAUUCCCACCAAUAGCCCGGCGGUAUGAUGAUCGAGAUGCAAAUUCGGCGAAAAGAGAUACUGUAGUGCCUUAUGCUAUGCAUAAAAGCGACCUCGGCUUUUCCGAGUGUCCCAAAGUUCGAUCAACCAAACGCUCUCGACAUGAAGGUUACGCCAACGCUAUGAUAUGCAUGAAUUUAGCGUUACUUACUUACUUAUACGAGGAAACGAGAAAUCAUGUGCGCCUUCU